This is a messenger RNA of Olea europaea var. sylvestris, 566 nucleotides long. RefSeq names its product pollen-specific leucine-rich repeat extensin-like protein 3. Lineage: Eukaryota; Viridiplantae; Streptophyta; Magnoliopsida; Lamiales; Oleaceae. The record is from RefSeq and is a predicted model, not a curated record. The annotation marks the transcript as partial. The transcript is spliced from 2 exons.
CCCAAGAGCUCACCACCACCUCCAGUUUACUCCCCACCGCCGCCUAUACAGUCACCUCCCCCACCGCCCAAGAGCUCACCACCACCCGAGAGUUCACCACCACCUCCAGUUGUCUCCCCACCACCGCCCGUCCACUCACCUCCUCCACCACUUCCAGUUUUCUCCCCACCACCGCCUGUACAGUCACCUCCCCCACCACCCAAGAUCUCGCCACCACCUCCAUCACCUCCACCAUCACCUCCAGCUCUCUCUCCACCACCGCCUGUUCACUCACCACCACCACCAGUAUCAUCUCCUCCACCACCAGCUCCAUCACAAUCACCACCUCCGGCUGACGACUUCAUCCUCCCUCCAAUCUUGGGCUUCCAAUAUGCAUCACCACCACCGCCUUUUUUCCCGGGUUACUAAGGAGUAAGCCAUUAUCGUUUUUGUAUAUUUUGUCACCCGCACCAAUCUUAAAAACCACUAAAGCAACACACUUUGUUAAGAUUGUACGUUAAAUAUACGACCCCAAUCAGUUUGUAUUGCAAUUCACAUCAAUAAAAAUAAAUAAAAAAUCAUUACCA